AUGUCGCUGCUUCGUAGACCUCAGCCAUUAAACCUCCUGUUUUCAGGAAGUCGCUGGGUGUCAGUACCACCAUUCCCGCGAUUCAUUAGACACCAGGCCUUCGACGCAUCUUUUGACGAAGAGCAGCUUAGUGAAGCCCGGAGAUGGCACCAGUCAUUCAAGAUUGACAGUCUUCCAGAAGGCAACACAUCGUUUGCCCGCUCAUCCGGUCCUGGCGGCCAACACGUGAAUAAGACGGAAACUAAAGCAACAACCACAUGGCCUGUUCCACAGCUACUAUCCAGACUCCCCAAACUGCUACAUGCUGGUGUUAGGGAAUCGAAAUACUUUUCCAAGCGGAGUGACUCUCUGGUUUUCCAGGCCCAGACCCAGAGAAGCCGCACUGCCAACUCGGAAGAAAACCGACAGAAGCUGUUUGACGAGCUCCAGCUGCUGUAUGAAGCCACCGUGCCAAACGCAACACGGCCAGAAAAAGCUGCCAAAUAUGAAGCACUGAAGAAGAGCGCCACAGAGACCAGGAUAAAAACCAAAAAGCACCAUUCUUCCAAAAAGGCCUACCGGAAGGGGGCUUCAGAAUGA
Messenger RNA from Podospora pseudocomata, 579 nucleotides. RefSeq lists its product as uncharacterized. Gene Ontology annotation, biological process: mitochondrial translational termination. The record is from RefSeq and is a predicted model, not a curated record. Gene Ontology annotation, molecular function: peptidyl-tRNA hydrolase activity; translation release factor activity, codon nonspecific. NCBI's taxonomy places the organism in Eukaryota, Fungi, Ascomycota, Sordariomycetes, Sordariales, Podosporaceae. The coding region runs from base 1 to 579 and encodes 192 amino acids. The transcript is spliced from 3 exons. Gene Ontology annotation, cellular component: mitochondrial large ribosomal subunit.